CUAGGGCCCUGUCCAGAGUCGCCGCCCUCGCUCCAAACACAGCUCGGGGAUUUUAUACGUGGGGCCUCGUUUCCGGGCCGCGCGAAGCAGGCAUAAGAUUCUGCUUAUCCGAACUUCUUGGCUCUUGUCUCCCCCACUAGAUUCUGAAGACAGGAGGAGUUAAAUGCUUACCUUGCUCCCCCUCCAGAGCACAUAACGGAUUUUCAGGAUGGCCGCAGCUCCUCAGGCACCAGGGAGGGGCUCUGUCCGGAAGACAAGGCCUUUGACUGUGAAGACUUCACUGAACAACCCAUACACCAUCUGCUGGAGCGCUCUGGAGCGCGAGGACAUACACUUCUUCUUACAGACACUCGAAGACAGAUUCACAUCUAUUGGUCUUAAGAAGAUUGAAGAUAAGAGGAGGAAGAAAAAGCAGCCUUUUUUAAGAAAACAAAGCAGGGACAGAUGUAGCACAGAUGUUGAUGCGAGUGAGGAUCUGAAGGAGAAGCAGCCAGAAGACGCCCAACAGGUGGCAGGGUGGACCCCGGUCCACGCCAGGAGGCAGCUUGCCAUUGGCGUCAACGAAGUCACCAGGGCUCUGGAAAGGGACGAGCUGCUUUUAGUCCUGGUGUGUAAGUCAGCCAAGCCUGCCAUCAUCACCUCACACCUGAUUCAGUUAAGUUUAAGCAGAAUGGUUCCUGCUUGUCAGGUUCCUCGUCUCAGCGAGAGAAUCGCGCCUGUCAUUGGCUUAAAAUGUGUCCUGGCCUUGGGAUUCAGAAAGGACACCACCGACUUUGUCGAUGAAGUAAAUGCUAUAAUUCCCAGAGUUCCCAGUCUAAAUGUCCCAUGGCUUCAAGACAGACUCGAAGACUCCAGGGAAAAUUUAGAGACUGAAUCUUUGGAAAGCCAAGACAAAGAGAUUCUGGCAACUUCCUUUGAAGACUUCUCUAAGCAUAAGAGGAAGCUCGUUGAAAGUCAGCGGACUGUAGUGUUACAACCCCUUAAAAUAAAGAAACUGAUUCCAAACCCUAAUAAAAAAAGGAAACCACCCAAAAGUAAAAAAGCUGCUUCAAAGUAACCUUGUAUAAACUUGUCAUUUUAUAUGAUUGGAAAAUCACACCUUGUAAAAAAGCUUUGAAACUAAUAAAAUCAGUUACUUUUACAUAUAUUCUUCA
Pteropus alecto (black flying fox) is the source of this 1154-nucleotide messenger RNA. RefSeq names its product ribonuclease P/MRP subunit p38 (gene RPP38). Lineage: Eukaryota; Metazoa; Chordata; Mammalia; Chiroptera; Pteropodidae. Gene Ontology annotation, molecular function: ribonuclease P RNA binding; ribonuclease P activity. The coding region runs from base 209 to 1057 and encodes 282 amino acids. Gene Ontology annotation, cellular component: ribonuclease MRP complex; nucleolar ribonuclease P complex; fibrillar center. Gene Ontology annotation, biological process: tRNA 5'-leader removal. The transcript has 3 exons. The record is from RefSeq and is a predicted model, not a curated record.